GAGCUGCUCUCUGACAGAUGAGGAUACAGUAACCACCAACGCAGCAGGGGAACUUGUUGCUCAUUUAUUUUGCUGUAACAUCAAAGGAAACAAUCCCAGAAAAGGGAUGUGACUUUUUUUUUCCUGCAAACUGUUGCUUUUCUUUUCUAAUUUAUAGCACCAGGGAUUCCUCACUGAAGAGAGAUCGGUUUAAUAUUAACACAUGUGUUAGUUGCAAACAGAGCAAGCAAGGGGCAGGAACAACUGCUGUUACAUUAUUAAUCAGACUAAUUACCAACAAGUAUUUAUUGCCUUAAAAUGACAGACUCUGCUCCGGUUAAUGGGGAAGAAAAAGAUCCUGAUAUUGAACUUUUUGUCAAGGCAGGAAGUGAUGGAGAAAGUAUAGGAAACUGUCCCUUCUCUCAGCGUCUGUUCAUGAUCCUUUGGCUAAAAGGAGUCGUCUUUAAUGUUACCACAGUUGACUUGAAAAGAAAACCCGCUGACCUUCAUAACUUAGCUCCAGGAACUCAUCCGCCAUUCUUGACCUUUAAUGGAGAAUUAAAGACGGAUGUCAACAAGAUAGAAGAAUUUUUAGAGGAGUCACUUGCACCUCCAAGAUAUCCCAAGCUUGCUGCAAAACAUCGGGAGUCCAAUGCUGCAGGAAUUGACAUUUUUUCAAAAUUUUCAGCAUAUAUCAAAAAUACAAAGCAACAAGAUAAUGCAGCUCUGGAGAAGGGUUUGACAAAAGCUUUAAAGAAGCUGGAUGUCUAUCUGAAUACACCACUGACUGAUGAGAUUGACUCCAACAGCAGAGAGGAAGAGAAGGUUUCCAGGAGGAAGUUUCUUGAUGGGGAUGAGCUAACCCUGGCAGACUGCAACCUUCUACCCAAACUUCAUGUUGUCAAGGUUGUUGCAAAAAAGUACCGAAACUAUGAAAUACCCAAAGAAAUGACUGGCCUAUGGAGAUACCUGAACAAUGCAUAUGCAAGAGACGAGUUCACUAACACCUGCGCAGCAGACAAAGAAACAGAGCUGGCUUACGCAGAUGUGGCGAAAAGGCUUUCUAACUCAUAACCAUUACAGCAUCACAGUUAAAGACUGAUUCUUUUUUUGCCUUUGGAUGCAUCUUACUCAUGAAAAGCACCAACCAUAGCUUUAUACUAUUGUUAUUUGCUUUUGGAUAUGACAGAUUUCCAUUGCUUUGGCACCAAGGAAUUUAUGAAGUUAUUGAUUACAUACAUUUGAGCAAAUAUUUAAGAGCAAUAUGGUUUAAUCACACAUAGUGCAUAAUUUAACCAAACAAAUUAAACCUUAAGGCAAUAAAUGCUGUCCUCAAGAAAAGUAUUUUUGUAAUGUAACAUGACUCCUGUAUCUGUGAUUUAUAAAAUGUAUUAUUUGACAGAUAAUUGUGUUAUACGUGAUUAUUUAAUUUACUGUUAUACACUUUAGUUCUAAGAUUAGAAAAAUAUUUUUAUUUUAUCUUUGGAACAUUCUGAUUUUAUCAGAAGAGUGCUCUGAGUGGUUCCUGUUUUAAUGGAGUGCACAGUACAAUUCUAAAUUAUGAAUGGUUUCCAAUGGAAAAUAUUAAAGGCAUGCGAUCCUGAAGGAAAAAUAUGUGCUUUACAAUUAAUUAAUUUAAUAAAGGUAUAUGGCAAGUAUAAAUUA
Bombina bombina (fire-bellied toad) is the source of this 1644-nucleotide messenger RNA. RefSeq names its product chloride intracellular channel 5 (gene CLIC5). The record is from RefSeq and is a predicted model, not a curated record. NCBI's taxonomy places the organism in Eukaryota, Metazoa, Chordata, Amphibia, Anura, Bombinatoridae. Bases 298 to 1053 code for a protein of 251 amino acids. The transcript is spliced from 6 exons.